AUGGGACGCGCGAAUCUGAAAUUGCAGUUUAUUGAGAACAAGAAAUCACGGCUCCUCGCUUUGAAGAAGAGAAAGGAAGGGUUGGUGAAGAAAGUCGAGCAACUCACAACUCUCUGCGACGUUCCCGCCUGCAUGAUCAUCCGCGACCCCACCACCAACUCCACCUUCAUCUGGCCGGAUGAUUCCGCCCAAAUCCUCCGCCUAAUCGACUCCUACAAGGCCGAUCCCGGCGCCGUUAGGGCUUUCGGGGUGUCCGAUUUCUUCAACCAGCGGCAGGGGAAUGCCGAGGAGGGACUCGUGAAGAAGAAUGCGGAGGCCGAAUACGGCACCUGGGACGAUCGCCUCGACCGUAUGGACGAGUCCCAGUUGCGGGAAUUGAGCGGCGCCGUUCGCGCCAAGGCUGAGGCAUUGCGGUCAAGAAUCGAUUUCUUGAAACGGGAGGAGAUGAUGAAGGAGGAGGAAAACAGCGAUGAUAUGCUUGAUUUGGAAGACAUUUUUUAUCAAGAUGAAAUCUUGCCGAUUGCUAAUGCUUUGGCUGCGAACGCCAGUGCUCAACUUCCGGUGCCGGACUUCUACUGCCCGCCGCCUCUGAAUCUGGCGAUGAUGGAAAAGGAGAAGAACAACGACAAUGUGGUGCUUGAUUUGGUCGGUUUUGAAGGGUUUGUGGAUCAAGAUGUCAGCUUUUCUAUUGCAGAUGUUAUGGAUUUUGCGAGGGCCAAUGCGCCUCUGAAUCUGCCGCAAGAUUACACCUUUUCUGUUGCUGAUGUUAUGGACAACGGUCAACUUCCGGUGCCGUUCGUUGAUCACAAUUAUCUCAACUACGGCUACUGCUCUUCGAUGGAUGGGAAUCAGAAUGUGAAUUGGUGUGCCCUAAACAUGGAUCAAAAUCUCAACGGCUCUUCAAUGGAUGUGAAUUGCUCUGCUGGGGAUGAUGGUGGUGACUUAGCUAGCUAUUUUUGGCACUAG
Molecule: messenger RNA, 966 nt
Organism: Salvia splendens (bonfire salvia)
Lineage: Eukaryota; Viridiplantae; Streptophyta; Magnoliopsida; Lamiales; Lamiaceae
Product: MADS-box protein FLOWERING LOCUS C
Exons: 1
Coding region: 1-966 (321 amino acids)
Biological process (GO): positive regulation of transcription by RNA polymerase II
Molecular function (GO): RNA polymerase II cis-regulatory region sequence-specific DNA binding; DNA-binding transcription factor activity, RNA polymerase II-specific; protein dimerization activity
Source: RefSeq, a predicted model, not a curated record